This is a messenger RNA of Sebastes umbrosus (honeycomb rockfish), 3547 nucleotides long. RefSeq names its product protein adenylyltransferase SelO-like. Lineage: Eukaryota; Metazoa; Chordata; Actinopteri; Perciformes; Sebastidae. The transcript has 19 exons. Bases 1367 to 3127 code for a protein of 586 amino acids. The record is from RefSeq and is a predicted model, not a curated record.
GUAGUUGGUUGCUAACAGCUUACGUCAGCUAGCUGUUGCUGGCGUUUUCAACAGUUUAUUGAUCUAUAAUCUGGGAAUAUGUUAAUGCCGAAUAAACAUACCUUUUUAUUUACACGCUGUAGUUAAAAAAACAAAUUCUGGUUGAGUUUUAAUCAUUGUUUUUUAGUUAACACUUUGAAAUAUGUUUUUUUUCAUAGCUAACUAACAGACGUUGGGAGUUGUUAGCCGUCUCCGGGAAAAUAGUAACGCCAGUGUACUAUCUUGGGCUAACAAAGAGUAUAGACGCAUAUAGGUUCUUUGGGGCUAACUAGUAGCUGCUAACAGCUAACGCUAGUUGUUACUGACAGACGUUGGAAGUUGUAACUGACAGACGUUGGAAGUUGUAACUGACAGACGUUGGAAGUUGUAACUGACAGACGUUGGGAGUUGUAACUGACAGACGUUGGAAGUUGUAACUGACAGACGUUGGGAGUUGAAACUGACAGACGUUGGAAGUUGUUAGUGUAACUGACAGACGUUGGAAGUUGAAACUGACAGACGUUGGGAGUUGAAACUGACAGACGUUGGAAGUUGUUAGUGUAACUGACAGACGUUGGAAGUUGAAACUGACAGACGUUGGGAGUUGAAACUGACAGACGUUGGAAAUUGUUAGUGUAGCUGACAGACGUUGGGAGUUGUAACUGACAGACGUUGGGAGUUGUUACUGACAGACGUUGGAAGUUGUAACUGACAGACGUUGGAAGUUGUAACUGACAGACGUUGGAAGUUGAAACUGACAGACGUUGGGAGUUGUAACUGACAGACGUUGGAAGUUGUUACUGACAGACGUUGGGAGUUGUGACUACUUUAAAACUGGUAAAAGUUAAGUGAAUUAAGGGUCUUCUCAUAGAAACUAGCUCACUAAAGUCUUUGGGAGUUUGUGGUGGACAGUAAUAACGCAUGAUACUAAAGUACAAUUAGAGGUACUUGUACACUGCGUGAGUAUUUCCAUUUAAUACCACUUUUACACUCUUACUUCACUACUUUUCAGAGUGAAAUAAUGUCCAUUUUAACCACUUACACCUUCAAUUACUUGUUACUUUGCCGGUUCAGACAGAAAAUAUGAUGCAGUUGCAUAGAUUAACCACCCAAAUAGUAUGUUUACUCCUGAUACUUUAAGUAAAUGUAUGUGAUAUUACAUUUACUGAUGUAAAAAAGAGUAUUUUGAAUGCAGGACAUUUUGCAUUGUGAUAUUAAUACUUUUUUCUUCUCCCAAUGCUGUGUGCAUUAUGAUUACCAGCUGGAAAACAUAAUUAAGUUAUUUUUAUCUAUAACAACAUCACUGCUCACAGCCAGCUACCUUUAAGGCAGUUGCUGUGUCUGUGAUAUGUGGAGCCCCUACAAAGUGUUAGUCUUUGCUCUGGUAGCAGCAUCCAGCUUCAUGUUGGUGCAUGCUCUGGACUUCUGCACAAGUACUGACAGUGACUGCAGUAGUGAUAGUCAUGAUAGUACAACAUCAAGCAGCCAGCUGUCCACAAACGCUGGCAGAUCCAGGUGGAACAUCAGUGUUUCAAAGCUUAUACAGGAGCUGGGUCAGUUCAGAGUGUCCUGCAAGAAGCUGAUAGAAUCAUUCCCUAUCGAUGAGGUCGAUGGCAACUUUGCUCGCCCUGUAAAGAACUGCAUAUUCUCCAGAUCCAGUCCAACGCCACUGAAAGGCCGGUUAAGACUUGCAGCAGCUUCCAAGGACGCCAUCGAGGGGAUUUUAGACUUGGAUGUGGCCGUGACCCGGUCAGAUGAUUUCCUGCGUUAUGCCAGCGGCGGCAGACUGCUAUCAGGAUCUGUUCCACUUGCUCACAGAUAUGGAGGUCAUCAGUUUGGCUACUGGGCCGGUCAGCUGGGCGAUGGUCGAGCACAUUCCCUUGGUCAGUAUACCAACAGGAAAGGAGAAGUGUGGGAACUGCAGCUCAAAGGCUCUGGGAAGACACCUUAUUCAAGGUCAGGAGACGGUCGAGCUGUGAUCCGUUCUUCUGUGAGGGAGUUCCUGGGCAGUGAAGCCAUGCACUUCCUGGGUGUUCCUACCAGCAGGGCUGCCAGUCUAAUUGUGAGUGACGAGCCGGUGAUGAGGGAUCAGUUCUACAAUGGCAAUGUGAAGACAGAGAGAGGAGCUGUCGUCCUCCGGUUAGCCAAGUCCUGGUUUCGGAUCGGAUCUUUAGAAAUCUUGGCUCAAAGUGGAGAGAGAGAUCUCCUGAGAAAGCUGUUGAACUUUGUGAUUGAUCAACAUUUUCCUUCAAUCAACUCAGACGACCCAGAUAAAUAUUUGAUGUUUUAUUCCACAGUUGUAAAUGAAACAGCACAUCUGAUUGCCCAGUGGAUGUCGGUCGGGUUUGCACACGGUGUGUGCAACACAGACAAUUUCAGCCUCCUCUCCAUCACCAUCGACUACGGACCAUUUGGCUUCAUGGAGUCGUAUAACCCCAAUUUUGUCCCCAACACAUCUGAUGAUGAGGGCAGAUACAGCAUCGGAGCUCAGGCCAACGUCGGACUCUUUAACCUUGAGAAGCUCUUGAUGGCUCUCAGUGUGCUUUCUAACAAACAGCACGACGAGGCUAAAAUUAUUUUAAAAGGAUAUGCUGAUAUUUACCAGACGAGGUUUCAUCAGCUCUUUAAAGCUAAACUGGGGCUUCUAGAUGAAGAGGAGGAUGAUGGCUACCUCAUUGCCUUCCUGCUUAAGAUGAUGGAGGACACACAAUCAGACUUCACCAUGACCUUCAGGCAGCUCAGUGAAGUUUCAGCUCAGCAGCUUCACAACAGGAACUUCAAGCAGAUGUGGGCUCUUGAAGAACUGUCGUCCCACAAGCUCUUCUCUGAUUGGCUCAGCAUGUACCUGCUCCGGCUCAGCAGACAACAAAAUGACAGUGAUUUGGAUCGUCAACACAGGAUGAAAAAUGUAAAUCCUAGAUAUGUGCUGAGGAAUUGGAUAGCAGAGUCUGCGAUACAUAAAGCUGAGACGAAUGACUUUUCUGAGGUGGCGCUGCUGCACCAUAUCCUGUCAUUUCCCUUUGUUACACAAGAGACCGCAGAGGAGGCGGGCUAUGCAGCAAGACCUCCCCUGUGGGCCAAGAGGUUAAAGGUCAGCUGCUCCUCUUAGGAAAUUCUUGCAUAGAGAAUAACAUUAAAGUGAAGAAAAGUUACAGCAUAAUUUAGCAUAAUUUAUCUUUUAUAUUUUACAAUUACAAUUCUGUCAUGCUGGUGGAAAAGAUUUGGUCCAAAAUGUCAUGGCUGUUAAAUGUUAUUUUCUACUUAUAUUACCCACCAUGUGUGGCAUACAGUGACCAUCUAAAAUAAGAUACAGUUCUCAGUGCUACAGAAGAGUUUAGUAGAGAGUGCACUCGAGGCUAAAUAGGCAUUUUCAUAUCCAGUGUUUAUUGAUGUUUAUCUAUUUUCCUUUAUUGUAAAGCACUUUGUGCUGCAUUUCUUGAAUGAAAGGUGCGACACAAAAAGUUUAUUAUUGAAUGCUAACAACUUCCAAACAGCUUGACACCAAAAUAAAUUCAAAGUUGCUCAAGUG